Trifolium pratense (red clover) is the source of this 1173-nucleotide messenger RNA. RefSeq names its product vacuolar protein-sorting-associated protein 37 homolog 1. Gene Ontology annotation, cellular component: ESCRT I complex. Gene Ontology annotation, biological process: protein targeting to membrane; ubiquitin-dependent protein catabolic process via the multivesicular body sorting pathway; protein targeting to vacuole. Bases 157 to 816 code for a protein of 219 amino acids. Lineage: Eukaryota; Viridiplantae; Streptophyta; Magnoliopsida; Fabales; Fabaceae. The record is from RefSeq and is a predicted model, not a curated record. The transcript has 7 exons.
AUUCUAUCUUAUAGACCUAAACGUAUCGUAUAAGCAAAAGAAGCAAGGAGCUUUCAUUUCCACUUUCUUUCUCGCUUUUGUUCUCUGAAAUUUCGAGGGUUUCGUUAUUUCAUCGUUCGGUGAAUCAUCAAUUCGGUACCAAAUUACGCAUUAACAAUGUUUCGAUUCUGGGGAUCACAAGAGCAACAAUCGCAGGAUGGUUCUUCAUCACAGUCAUGGUAUCCACAAUCUGUGAUGAGUUCAUCGAGUUCUUCAAGGCCUGGUACACCUGCUUCAUCUUCCGGUUCACCGAGACAUUCGACUAGUCAUGUUCCGCCGGCAGAAGCUGCCGGAACUAUUGCUUCUUUGAGGGACAAGAGUGUUGAUGAGUUAAGGAAGCUUUUAUCUGAUAAAGAUGCGUAUCAACAGUUUCUAAAUUCACUUGACCAGGUCAAGAUUCAAACCAAUUUGAAAGAUGAACUUUCCAAGGAGAAUUUGCAGCUUGCAGAGGAGAAUCUACUAAAGGAACCACGUAUGGUGGAACUUAGGAAUCAGUGUAGAAUAAUCCGGACAACCGAAUUAGCUACUGCUAUUGAGAAACUAAAUGAGCUUGAGAAGCAGAAAGAAGAAAUGUUGAAGUUAAAUUCCCCUGCAUCCCUUCUCCAAAGGAUUCAAGAGUCUGUGAACCAGACAGAUGAGGAAUCUGAAAAUCUGCACCAGCAACUCCUUGACAGAGAGGUUGACCUUGCAGCAUUUUUGCAGAAAUACAAGAAGCUACGCACCACUUACCACAAGAAAACUCUUAUACAUCUUGCUGCUAAAACAUCAAAUAUAUGAUGAACCUUGACAUAUGGAAUAUGAAAAACAAUAAUGUAAACUAAUUGUAUAAGUUGCACUCGUGUGGAUAGAGCUAUCUUUGUUGAAUGAUUAGCAUUUAUAUGUACAGCUUGAAAAUUGAGGUUGUUCUCUGUAGCGACUUGUAUUUACAAGUCAUAAAUGUCUGUUUUCACUAUCAAGUAUGCGCCAUCUUUAGAAGAGGUGCGGACUUAUCUGCCCCUUCGUUUAGGUUUUGAGUUUACUACCUUCAGCGAUAUUUUUCUAGAAGUAUAUGAUUGCCUAUGCUAUCAUCAUCGGCACUAUUAUAAGACUUGUUUUUGUUUUGUAAAAUGCAUAUAAAUGCUUUAUUUAUUUUGG